Molecule: messenger RNA, 2408 nt
Organism: Hypomesus transpacificus
Lineage: Eukaryota; Metazoa; Chordata; Actinopteri; Osmeriformes; Osmeridae
Gene: rpz4
Product: rapunzel 4
Exons: 3
Coding region: 218-1393 (391 amino acids)
Source: RefSeq, a predicted model, not a curated record
UUGUCUGUAAUGGGUGUGUCUUCUGUAAUUUGAGAACCAUAUGACCAAUAGGAAGGGAAAAACAGACGACAGUACUUUUCUUCCGUCAAUUUUUGCCUAUUAAAAGGUCACGGUGUAAACAGAGCAACCCUCACAAUCCAACCAGCAGGCCGAAGUUCAACCGAUCGGAAACAACAAAAGAUCUUUUACCUAAAUUGUGUGAGAGACACCAGCAAAGAUGGCUGAGCAGUUGCAGAAGCUUGUAGCAGAUAAGAAGAAUGUGGUUGAGACGGUGAUGGAGGUGUUUGAACACGGUGCUGAGGUCGUAGCCAGCAUAGCAGGUGACCUCUUCCCUGUUUUUGCCAUCGCAGCACCACUUGUGAAGUUGGCCCUGGACAAUGUGGAGAGCAAAGAGGCUGAGUUCAUGAAACAGCAGUUCCAGAAAGUUCGUGAAAGUCUGGAGGUGAUCUCUGAGGAUAUCCAGCGAAUCAACGAGGAGAUCAAGAAAAGUGGCGCAGAUGCUGCCUACUUCUCAGUAGAGGAGAACAUCUCCAACCAGUUCCGUAAGUACAUGGACAUCCUUAAUGCCAAACCCAAGUUUCGCGAGGUGAAAAAGAAGCUUUUCCUGGAGCAUUUCGUCAAGACAGGAGGUGACAAAAACUUGCAUACGCUUUACAGUGCUGUUACCGGUGACAACUUUUCUGGGGAGUCAGUGCUGGAAAUCACUCUGAACUAUGAGAACAAAAGUCGAAGAGCAAUGGAAGACUUCUGUGCCCGGCUGAAAGAGCUCUUCUGUAUUGGCCUUAUUGCUCUAAUGGGCUACACAGCUCUCAAGGGAGUCGAUGAUGAGCAGGAACUUCUUCUUGACUGGGGCGAGAAGAUGAAGACAGUUCAGACGAAAAUGAACUCUGUCAUUGAGGAUUGCAUCGUCAGUUACCCGAAGCAGGCUGAAAUUGAUUCCCGCCGGCUGGUUAGGGACAAAUCUGACCUAACCAACCAGCAACUGGCAGAUGCCAUUGUGGACAUGCUAAAGACAAAGUAUGACUGGGUGCACUGGUCAGUUCGCAUAUUCAACACCCCCACAGGUCUGUUCGUAAACAAGAAGGAUUUCCAUUGCCCAACAGGGAAGAGCCGUUUUCAAGUGCCUACGUCGGACGAGAAGCUUAUCGUCAUGGUGUCCUACAGUGCUUCCCCAGAGCCUCUGGACAAAGCCUGCAUUCAAAAGCUGAUCCAGAGUCAGAAGAAACCCACUGUUGUGGGUAUAGCAGAGCUCCUGUUUGAGCAGUUGCCAGGUCAGUGUGUCGUCCACACUGUAAAGACCUCAAAAGACUUGGCCUAUGCUUGGAGCUUUGAUGAGGAGCUGCACUACUGGGAGGAACUCAAAAACUUUUAUGUGUGUGCUCACUCAGCUUGAGCUUCUCAAAACAUAACCAAUAGCCAAGGUUAUUCUCAGUAGACAUGCCAACAAUUUCCUCUUUUUUGGAGUUCUAUUCUUCAAUAUGUAACUUGAUGGUUGGUAGUUUUAAUGAUUUAUCAGAUGUUAUUGUGGAUGAUUUGACAAUGUACAAUGGAAACCUAAAUUAAUGAAAAUGAUUGUAUUAUAGGUUGAAUCAAAAAGGUUUGUCAUCACCAACUCACUACCCAAAAUAAUUUACCUGCUAUUCCCAUGAUAGAAGAACAGUGUUUCAGAAAGCAGUACCCUAGGUAAGAAAAUAUCAGAAUUAAUAUAAUAAAAACCAGGCAGCGCCUGGUUAUUUCCAUUUUCUAUUUUAUUCAUUAAGGAGACACUUCUAUUUAAAGUGACAUGCAAAUAGUUUUUUCCUUGUCAUUUUGUCCAAUUCUAGCUCUGAACCUGCGCCUGUCCUACAACUUGUCAUCUAUCGACCACAUAGGCAAGUUUAGACACAUGCACAGUGUCAGGGUAGCAGAAGGGCUUGUUUACUUUUGAACUCCUUACAUAGACACUACCCUGUCACAUCUUGUCUGUAGAAAUUGAUACAAAAUGUCGGAUAUAUCACCACUUCUUUUUACAAAGAAGAAUUUUAUAAUGUCAAUACUAUUGUUAUAAGGUGUCUUUUAACGGUGUCUUUAAUAAUGAACAAUGGAUAUUAUGUCUUUGCAAUAUUGCAUAGCUCAAGGAUACAAACCAAGGAUAACGUUGAAAAAAAGUUCAUACCAGCUCAUGUUAUACUAAUAUUGGUGCCAACUUUGCUCAUCAUCUUACUUUGAUGUAUUUGUUACAUAAAAUCAACAUUUAGUGUAACCUUUUAUACACCAUCUCUUUGGGGAUUUCUUUCUACAAAUAUUCAAGGUGUCUCAUAGGUGCUGUAACCUGUGAUCAGUAGAUUUUAUAACAAAAUAUCUUGGUUGUUUGAUUUCAAAUGAAUAAAUUAAUGAGCAUUGUUUGAAUAAAAACAUUUUGAAACUCA